UAGAAAAGGCCCCCCCGUAAACCAGCGCGCUUCUCCACGAGACCCUUGAAGCGAGCCAUCUAAAGCUUGAUCGUCUUCUCUUUCUCACCGAUCCUUCGAUCCAAAAAUGGAUUCGUCGCACCUCGGUGCUGUUCCUGAGGACGAUGCCUCGGCAGACCAAGGCCAGCCUCAGAGCCAGCAAUCCGCUUUCGCUUUCGCUUCUCUCCCGCACCGCCCUCCUUCUCAGAGUUCUCAGAAGAAGUACUCGCCUGUCGGUUGGAAUGAGUAUUUCGACAGAGAGGAGGAUCUUGUCAUCCCAGAAUCAAAUGACAGCUUCCAUGUUUAUACGGCCGGGGAAGAAGGACCAGUAGUGUUUUGCCUUCAUGGAGGUGGCUACUCCGGGCUUUCAUUUGCAUUAUCUGCUAGUAAAAUCAAGGAGAAAGCCCGCGUAGUUGCAGUGGACUUGCGAGGACAUGGCAAAUCCUGCACAGAAAAUGAACUUGACCUAUCAAUUGAGACUUUAUGCAAUGACGUUCUGGCUAUUUUAAAGAGAAUGUAUGGAGAGUCACCACCUGCAAUUGUGCUCGUCGGCCACAGUAUGGGAGGCUCUGUAGCUGUUCAUGUUGCUGCAAAGAAAGCACUUCCUACCAUGGCUGGGCUGGUUGUUGUGGAUGUGGUGGAGGGUACAGCCAUGGCUUCAUUGAUUCACAUGCAGAAAAUCCUAUCAAGCAGGAUGCAGCAUUUCUCUAACAUUGACAAAGCAGUUGAAUGGAGUGUGAAAGGAGGCUCUUUAAGAAACAUCGAGUCAGCUCGAGCAUCAGUUCCCUCCACUUUGAAGUAUGAUGACUCAAAGAAUUGUUACAUUUACAGAACACGGCUCGAAGAAACAGAACAAUAUUGGAGAGGCUGGUAUGAAGGCCUUUCAGAUAUUUUUUUAUCAUGCCCAGUCCCAAAACUCUUGCUUUUAGCGGGAGCUGAUAGACUGGAUAGAUCUCUUACAAUAGGUCAGAUGCAAGGAAAGUUUCAAAUGGUGGUUGUCAGGCAUACUGGCCAUGCCAUUCAGGAAGAUGUACCUGAUGAGUUCGCUAGUCUGAUACUUAAUUUUCUCUCUCGCAACAGAAUAGGCCCUCAUGGAGUCCAGAUCCCAGGGAUUCGGUCAUGGAAAUCCUGAGUGUAGAGGGCCUUCAGUGCAAUAACCUCUGGUACAAAAUAACUUGAUAAUCAUGUUACAUCUUGAGUUUAUUCCUAUUCGCUUUGUUCUUUGUGGAAAUGUGGAAGUGGGGAUCCGACAGCUCAUAUGGAGGUUAAUUUGCAUAGAAUUAGGAGUUGUUAUUAUUGGUCUCAUCACUUCAUCAUGUCCACAAGUGAUGGUCUCACAUCUGGGAGUUGGUUUUUGAAGACGCCUCAAAUAAUUCAACCAUGGAGGUGUUUCCGAUGUGUCAAAUGCCUGGUUCUUGUAAUCAAGUAAAUGAAGGCUACAGUUUCUAGCUCGUGUUCUGUGCAUAAUCUACUUUUCUUGGUAUUUAGUCGGGAAGUUCGCUAGCUUCGUCCAUGUUUGGGGAUUUCAUUGAUCUCACCGCUUGCUUUUACAAUGUUGCUCUGCCGGUUCCACAAA
Rhodamnia argentea is the source of this 1594-nucleotide messenger RNA. RefSeq names its product protein phosphatase methylesterase 1. Gene Ontology annotation, biological process: protein demethylation. The transcript has 13 exons. Gene Ontology annotation, molecular function: protein methylesterase activity. The coding region runs from base 107 to 1150 and encodes 347 amino acids. The record is from RefSeq and is a predicted model, not a curated record. NCBI's taxonomy places the organism in Eukaryota, Viridiplantae, Streptophyta, Magnoliopsida, Myrtales, Myrtaceae.